Molecule: messenger RNA, 1186 nt
Organism: Arachis duranensis
Lineage: Eukaryota; Viridiplantae; Streptophyta; Magnoliopsida; Fabales; Fabaceae
Product: naringenin 8-dimethylallyltransferase 2, chloroplastic-like
Exons: 12
Coding region: 17-1180 (387 amino acids)
Cellular component (GO): membrane
Molecular function (GO): transferase activity, transferring alkyl or aryl (other than methyl) groups
Source: RefSeq, a predicted model, not a curated record
AUUUCUGUCCAAAACAAUGGCUUUUGGUGUUGUUGCUGCCUCAUUUUCAAGAGUUCCCUCCAUUGUCACCACCAGAGGUUGUUAUGUAACAAGAGCUUCAUUGCCUAAUAAGAGUCUCAAAUUCUCAAAAGAAUAUAAUUGGAAGCACAAUUCCAGAAGCAUAUUUGAAAGAAGAGGAUCUACAAUUACAACAUGUGAUGAAAAGAAGUACCUUGUGAAUGUGACACAAUCAAAUGAUGAAGUUGAACCACAUUCAAAAACCAUCUUCAACUCCAUCAUUCAUGCUUUAGAUGCUUUCCGCAAGUUUAGCAGACUUUACGCAUUCAUUGCCAUGGUAGUGGCUUCACUUUCCACAUCGCUUCUUGCAGUGGACAAUUUAACAGAAUUGUAUCCAGCAUUUUUCAAUGGCUUUUUGCAAUGUAUGGCAGCUUACUUCUUCAUGCAUUUGUACAUUGUUGGAAUAAAUCAAUUAGCGGAUCUUGAAAUAGACAAGAUUAACAAGCCAUAUCUUCCUUUGGCAUCAGGGAAUUAUUCCUUCAGAAAUGCAGUUAUAACUGUGACGUCAUUUUUACUUACGGGCUUUGGGAUUGCAUGGAUGAUAGGAUCAAAGCCGUUGCUUUGGACUAUUUUUGCCAGUUUUGUUCUAAUGACUGCUUAUUCAGUUAAUUUGCCCUUAUUGAGAUGGAAGAAAUCUACAAUACUUACAGUGAUGGGUUGCACAAUUUCUAUGGUGUUAUCAUUUAAUCUUGGUCCCUUUUAUCACAUGAAGACUCAUGUGCUCAAGAAGGCAGCUACCUUUCCAAGAUCUCUACUUUUUGCUGUUGUGGUCAUGAGCAUGUACUAUAUCGUUAUAGCUUUGACAAAGGAUAUACCUGAUAUCAAAGGGGAUAAAGAAGCAGGCCUCCAAACUUUGGCCGUACGCUUGGGUCCUAAGAGGGUAUUUUGGUCUAGUGUUUUACUUCUUGAAAUGGCUUAUGGAGCUGCUAUUAUAAUUGGAGCAUCCUCUCCUUUUCUUUGGAGCAAAAUCUUUGUGGUUCUUUCCCAUGCUAUCAUGGCUUUGUUCGUAUGGUAUCGCUCCACUCUUGUAGAUUUAUCCAACAAAGAUUCAUUGCAAGCUUUUUAUAUGCUUAUCUUUAAGCUUUUUUCUGUGGAAAAUAUUCUCAUGCUUUUUGUAAGAUGAAGAUGU